CAUGGGUCCAGCUAGAAAGGCUGAGAGAACAUGGUGUAAUAAAUCCUUUGAAUUCCACUGUGUUGUAAUCGGCUUUGAAGCUGGGUGAAAAAUGACCUCUGAGCUGUGAGAGAAAGGAAGAAAAGCACAUGCUGGGGAACCCCGGGGGAAAGGAAGGCAAAUGUGUGCACAGACAGACCCUAAGUCAAUAACAGGUGAGUCAUUUGCUUCCUCUCUGGGGAUCCAACAGAUGAUGAAGGCAUCUUGGAAAAUCCCACAGAUUAGGGGGAAAGCAGCCAGCAGCCUGGUUUUACCCCACCAAAAGGACUCAUCAGAAUUGUGGUAGACUUAGAAAAACAAAAAGGCCCAGGAGGCAGGACAAGUGGGUUCCUGUACUAACUCAGACCCUGAUCAGCGCUGGGAGGGCAAUUAGGUGCCAGCCUGGGAGUCAGGAAGAUAUGAGUUCAAACCUGGCCUCAGAACUUAUCAAUUGUGUGACCCUGGUCAAGUCACCAAACUGUUUGCCUCUGUCAAUGAGAUGGAAAAGGAAAUGGCAAGCCACUCCCAAUAUCUUAGCUAAGAAAAGACCAAAAGGAGUCAUGAAAAGUCAGACCACCCAAAGAGUAAGCUGUAGAAUAAGCUGUAGAAACUCAGACAGCAAGCUGCUUCAUCCUAUCUGCAAAGUGCUUUCCCAGCCCUUUAAUGCUCCAGAAAUUAAAGCUAUUCUGUAGGUCUAUGAUCCUUGAGCAGCAGAAAAGGGACUUGAAGUUGCUGUUCUCAGGGCCCUUUCAGCUCUAAUAUACUCUGUGCCCGCUCAUAGGUUUAGACCUGAAAGGUACCUUAGAACUUAUCCAGUCUGUCCCUUUCGCUCAACAUGAAAUGAGUCACAAAUGAGGGGACUGAGGCAGAGAAAAAUUGAGUCACGUAUCCAGGGCCUUGGAGUUAGUACAUAUCAGAGGCAAGAGUUGAACCUGGGUCUUGCAUACCCAAAAUUCAGCACUUUAUUCACUAUUCCACACUGUCUUGGUCCUACAUCCUCUCCUCUAUUCCCCUCCAGGUUUAGGAAACAAUAUCCUUUUAGAUUGAAUAAAAUGCUAUCAGAAGAGUGGGAAGGGAAUGUAUUUUCCAGAAAAGACACAAAAUCGGACCCAUCUUUGACUUGGGUGAAGAAUGAAGAGGAAAAUGGGGAAAGGGGUCCAAUCAAAUGAAUACUAAAAACCCACAGAAACGACAAGUAAGACCAAGUUCACUUGCUAGGGGAAAGGAUCACUCCAGAGUUCUCAAUCAAAUUCCGUUAGGGCAGCAUGUUCUGAGACUCAGAAAUACAAGAACAUUCUUGUCACCUCCUCCUUCCUUAAUCCUUUCCCAAGAUCGCAGAGAGUGGGAACUCUGAGUCCCUUUCUGCCCUCCAACAAUUCACAGGAAAAAUCCUUGAAGCAAAAAGUGGAGCCAUGCAAGUAGGGCUGCUGGAGAACUCUAGCCACUUGACCUGCCUUCCUGGGCAUCUUUCAGAAGCCCAGUGCACCAACCCCCUCCCUCCUCCUUUUGGCUCCUACAACAUUGUGAAAGGCUCAGGCUGUUCCUUGGGCUCUGUUGUUGAUUUCUCAUGUCAAAUGGGAUAUCAGCUGAUAGGAAGCCGAAUGAUGAUUUGCCUCUUGGGGGACAAUGGUACAAUUUGGAGUCAUCCUGAACCCCACUGUGAGGAGGUUACCCCCAGGUCACCCAGUGAUGGCUACCAGGGGGCAGUGACUGUCCCUCUCAUCAGUGGUGCUAUCAUCCUAGCCAUCUCCAUCUCAUUUAUCAGGUGCUGCCUGCAAGAGAGAGGGCUGAGGAGCAGCUCAGGGGCUAAUCAGGCCAUGUAUCACCAAGGCAGGAUGGCUAAUGCAGGAAGGAGAGCUGGUUCAGCUGUCAAGGUGCAACAGAAGCAUGUGGUGACUGAUGGAAAGGAGCAGAGACAGAGGGAGCACCUCCCUACUCUUCUAAGUUCCAUUUAUCCCGGAGCCCUUACAAUCUAUGACAACUGGGGCUUUCAGAGGAGUCAAGAGGCUCAGCCUUGGGCCACUGUGCAGACUUUGAGCUGCGAAGUCCCAGUCUUCAGGCCAACAGUCCUGCAGCAGGACCCUCAGUCCCCACCUCCCACCUAUAUAUACCUGCUCCAGGAACCCAGGGACCUGCCUUCGCUGCUCCCACGUCCACACGGCCACACUCGCCUCCCCAGAGAACCUGAGCCAGCUCGUCCCAGAGGAAGCAACAGCGGCAGCAUGGAGGACAGAGCUCAAGAGGCACAGAUCUAAAAUGAUGCCCCUACGCCCCUUUGAGCUUCUCCAAGAGGGUCAUGCUACUUGCUUCCAAGCACUUGCCCCUGAGACCCCUUUCUAGCUUCCCAACCAGGUGCAGGGUGCAUCCAAGAGACCAAAGGCCAAGGGGCUUCACGAGGGGAAAGGAUGCUCGUGGUGCUCACACUCUCUUUGGAAUCCUCCGUGCAGUUGGGUUCAGAACAUGCUCAGAUUACCCACUGACUCCCUGAAAUAGUACAAACUCUACCACUGGGCUUUUGAAAUCCUUCAAAAUCUGAACCCAAUCUCUGUUUCCACAUGAAUGUAAUCUUACUCUGGCCUCUACUACAACUCAUGUUCCCAAUAAUCUGAUCUCGUUGUGACUGGUCUAUCCCCCCACCUCCAUGCUUUUGCAGACUUUACAUCUUGCCUGGGAUGCUCUCCCUUCUCACUCCCACUUCUUAGGCUCCCUGCUUUCCUCCAAGAUAUAGUUGUGAUACCACCUGCUACACAAGGCUUUUCCAUAUUCUCCAUUCCCAAACCCAUAUCACUUUGCAAUUACUUUCUACAUAUAUUUCUGCCAUAUUUCAGUUUGCAUGGUUCCUAAAAAAAUUUUUGUACAGUAAAACAUAAGUUCCUUGAGGGCAGGGAGAAUUCUGUUAUCUGUGCAUUGCUAGUGUCCUCUACAUAGUAGGUGCUUUAAAAAUGCUUGUUGAAAUGAAUUGAAAAUGUGGCAGUUUGACCUGCAGAAAAGAAAACUGAGAAUGGGGGAGGCAGAGAACCUAAAUAUUCAGAUUCAGGCAUACUGUAGAACUGAUGACCACCCUUUUGCUCAUGACCACUAAGGAGCUGGCCCAGAGGAAGCUGGAAGAAAUGUAGCUUCUCAAUAAUAAUAAAUAUGAUUUAAAAUGUAUAUUUAAUAAAUGAUAAGUGGAUUAGAUGCUAGAAUGGGUCAAUAAAGAUAUAAAGCAUCCUUCCUUAUAUAUCACGAAGAGAAGCCCCUAUUAGUCUAAGUUAGCUUUGGGGGGAAGAGACCUGUUCAGAGAUGGAAAAAGUAGUUACUGGGAUUAAAGGUCCUAUUAAAUGAGUGACAUUUAGGUUGAGCUGGGCUUGGAAUCAGGAAAACGAAUCCUCAUGAGUUCAUCAGACACUAGCUGUGUGACUUUGGGCAAGUCACUUAACCCUGCCUGCCUGCCUGAGUUUCCUCAUCUGUAAAAUGAACUAGAGAAGGAAAUGGCAAACCACUCCAGUAUCUUUGCCAAGAAAACCCCAAAUGGGACCACAAAGAAUUGGACAUUCUAGCCACUUAAAUCACUCGGGUUUAUGGUGCCCUGCCCAAUCAGAACAGAGAUCCCAGCAACAGAACUCAUAGAGUUCACUCGUUAAGCCGGCUCAGUGGGGUACCAGAGCAGUUGCAAAAGCCCCCUCUCCAUCCUUCUCAAAGCAGAUGUGGAAGCAGAGAUGAACAAGCCCUUAUGAAAGCUUCCCUUGUCCUGAACUCUAGGUGGCGCUGAAGGGCACGAGUUUAUCUCCGAAGCUCCGGAUCAAUGACUCGGAUUCUCUCCCACCUCUGAGGAAUCGCCCAAUUGAAUUACCGUCCGUCCAUACUGCCUGCUUCUAACUGUCCCGGCUUCCCACAAAGCAGCUUUCUGGGUCACACACUUCUGGAUUUCACGGGUCCUUCUCUCUGGGUGGCUGCUUGCUAUCUUCAAAGGCUUGCCCGAGAGCCGGCAUCUUUCAUUUAGAAAAUCACAAUUCUCCCCAUUUCUCCUAUCGUCAAAUCCACAGUCGCUUUAAAGUCAGAGCUACAUCUCCAAAUGCUCACAGGAGGUCUCACUUUCUUAGAGUUGCCCUCUUGACAAGUGUAUGUAAAUGAGGGGAAUCACCCAUCGUGCUGCAGUUCUGAAGUCUCCAAAGCUGUAGUACACAAGCGAAAUAGUAUUUUACACUGUUAAUAAAGAGAGCUGAGUCCUCAGAUCUAUACUACAGAUGAUUUUCUUUCCAGAACUGUCAAAAAUCCCAUCCAAAAGCUGUUUCUCUACACACAUAUUGUAGCAGUUUAUAGCAAAAUAAAUUUCAUUUUCCACACA
Messenger RNA from Monodelphis domestica (gray short-tailed opossum), 4345 nucleotides. RefSeq lists its product as uncharacterized. NCBI's taxonomy places the organism in Eukaryota, Metazoa, Chordata, Mammalia, Didelphimorphia, Didelphidae. The record is from RefSeq and is a predicted model, not a curated record.